UUGCAAGCACCAUUCCCGUAGAGGUAAAGUGCCGGCACGAACAGUAGCCGCUAUCUUCCGCGUUCUGAGCAUCCAAAGCGUAGGUCUCAUUAGGUGCUACACGUUUAUUAUGUUUCGUCUUAAUAUUCGGUUGCAACUCGGUCAUGUGGACGCUCUUUACCAAAGCCUUGAACAUGGCACCCUCAUCCGUUCAAGUCAGCGUCAUCAAUGGCGCCGCCAAUCUCAGUGCCUCGGCAUUAUUGGGUUAUCUCGUAUUUGAUGAACCGCUCACGUUGCGAUGGUGGUGUGGAGCCAGUCUUAUUCUAGCAGGCACGAUUUUAUUAUCACGAUCACAAAAGGAAAAAACUGAAUAAAGCGGGUCAACGUUGAUACAGCGCAUCUACGACGAUUUCACCUAUC
Molecule: messenger RNA, 399 nt
Organism: Radiomyces spectabilis
Lineage: Eukaryota; Fungi; Mucoromycota; Mucoromycetes; Mucorales; Radiomycetaceae
Product: transmembrane protein 42-like protein
Exons: 2
Coding region: 144-353 (69 amino acids)
Cellular component (GO): membrane
Source: RefSeq, a predicted model, not a curated record